Molecule: messenger RNA, 8177 nt
Organism: Halichondria panicea
Lineage: Eukaryota; Metazoa; Porifera; Demospongiae; Suberitida; Halichondriidae
Product: leucine-rich repeat serine/threonine-protein kinase 1-like
Exons: 18
Coding region: 115-8064 (2649 amino acids)
Biological process (GO): protein phosphorylation
Cellular component (GO): cytoplasm
Molecular function (GO): ATP binding; protein binding; protein kinase activity
Source: RefSeq, a predicted model, not a curated record
UACAUCAUAUCGGAGCACGUUGGAAGACAAUACACUGUAUAUAUAUACUGUAGAUCUACUAUACUAAAGCUAUUUUAACUACUCUCUACUGUGUCUAGCGUCAAGCAACUAAGAAUGACAACAGGCCGUAAAGCUAUGAAGGAAGGUGUGGGAGUCCGUGUGGGCAACAUGGAGCUACUGCUCUUCCAAGCAGCCAAACAGGGCAGCAGUGUGGAGCUGGGCUAUGUCCUGGAGCAGCUACCUGAGGCUGAGAAGUGUAUCAACUAUCAAGACCAGCAUGGCCAUUCAGCGCUCAUGGUGGCAGCACGUAAUGGGCACCUCGAUUGUGUUAAACUAUUGCUCGGACGCGGGGCUAGUCUCAAGCUUACCACACAUCGUGGAGGUCAAGAGGUCACAGCGCUCCAACUGGCAAAGAAAGCUGGCCGAACAGAGGUUUUGCACUAUCUACAGAAAUGCCUUGCUGAUCUAAAGAAGAUCGGAACAACUCGUGCAACGUUGGAAGCAGAUGUAGAGCGGAUAGCCUCCACUCCUCAACCAUCUCCAGAGCAACUAGUCCGCUUCUCCACUGGUCUACAAACACUCAUGGAUCACUGUGGCUUUGAUCUCAACAAUCCAGGGGACACACAGAUGCCAUUGCUGAUACGAGCCACAAAGGCUUCCAAUGUUCCCGUGGUGCUAGAGCUUAUCAACAAGUACAAAGCCACACCCCUCAUCAACGAACUGAACACAGGACAUAACGUCCUCCACCUGUCUUGCUUACAUCGCUCAGAACUUCGUUACUAUUAUACCAAAAACUUCCCCAGUCUGCUAAGGAACCCUGACCUCACAGGAGCUGUCCCCCUCCAUUUGGCAUGUGCUAAGAAUGACAUUGAGUUCGUUCAAUGGCUGUUUGGUAAAAUCCUCUCAGAAGAAAGUGAAAUGGAUCAAUUUUGCACAUCUACAGAACUGAAACGGUCAAACUCACUACCGGACAUACCCAAGGGUCGUUUCAUUCAAAGAAAUGGGUCGAGGAAAUCGUCCAUCAAGAUGUUAAGUGGACAGGGAGAUCUGGGCCUGCCUGUCAGUCUACUCAGUCCAGUGGCAUCGUUGCCCAUCAUCCGUCCCACACACAGACGUGUCAAGAGUGGAAGUAACCUAGACAUUAUCAAGGCAGACUCGAGAGAAAACUCUCCCCUUGAGUUGAGGGAGGCUGGUCUCAUAUUCAGCUUUGACAGCACGAGUAGCACUACAAGGUCUCACACUGUCUCAUGGCACAGCUGCAACUCUCGUGAGAGCAGCUCUGUUGAGAAUUCUCUCGACUCUAGAGGUCUCAGAGAAUCGUGUGAUUCAAACGAAAUGAAAUCUGAUGGACGAAGUUCAAGAGAUUCUUCAAUACCUCGGGACUCUGUUAGCCCUGAGAGAGAGGGGGAGUGUGCCACGCCCCUACUACCCCCUGUUACCGUGGUAACUAAUGGCCACACCCCUGACAACCCGCUAGGUUUAGAGGGCAUUCUGUCAGAGCCUCCGUUAUCUGUGAACGAAGUUGUGGAAAUGAAACCGUUUCGUGUGGACACGAGCGGACAAACAAUCCUCCACAUCCUCUCCAAAGAGGGACACUGUAAACUGCUCGCUAGUAUACUUAAAGUUGCCGACUACAUCAAAAGAAGCGUGGACUUUAACCUGUUGAUUCAUCGCGAUAUAUCUCGACUUCCGAUCGAGGUGGCUAUUCAAUCCCAGAGCACAGAGUGUAUACGCCUGCUGGUCCACUUCACCAUCCUAGCAGGACUGCUGGAGGAACUGCUCAAAGAUACACUUAUCAUCAAGACAGCUGUGUUCACUGGAGAUAUCGAGGUGGUCAAGGUGUUGCUUGAGUUUGGGUUUACCUCUGGUCUAGGUCCCGCUAUUGCCCUGGCGAUGGUCAAUGAGUUCCCUCUUAUCCUGCGAUUGCUCCUGUUCUAUCACACGCAGGUGGUCAACUCUGUGGAGUACUCCAGGGUCAGGAGGAACAGACAGGUUACGCUGGACAAGGGUGGCAUUAACUGGGACGGCCUACAGCUAGACCAAGUGAACCCACUCUGGUUGUGCGACUCAUAUGAUGCUGUGGACUCCGUGUCGCAAGCGUUUAACCUUAAUCCAGUCUUAGUGACCCCUGAGGGAAAUAUCGAUUUUUAUCGACAACUUGGUAAAGAUUGCCUCCUCUACUUCAACGAGCGAUUGAACGCCCCCGCAACCUCCCUCCCACGCAGAUCCCUCACCAUGGUAACAGAGGUCAACGUCAGCAGCAACCUACUCAUGGAAGUGCCUCACGAACUAUUUCAAAUGCCGUCUCUGCAUACCCUGAAAUUGUCUCAGAAUGAACUGACCUCCCUGCCGACCUCUAGUGACCCCUACACUACCAUCUACACAUCCCCGAUUCAGAAACUGGAACUAGAUUGGAACACGCUUGAAACACUCCCGGAAGAUCUAUUUAGGGGCGUGGCUAAUUCUCUUGAAGAACUGUCCGUCCAAUGCAAUCACCUCAAAACCCUGCCGCCUGGUUUGUGGGUGUGUCCUAAAUUGAGGGUACUCAAGCUGUCGAGAAAUCAGCUGUCCCAUCUCCACUACCUCAGCGACCCUGGUUACUAUGUUGAUCUGGAUCUGACUAAGCGUGUCAUUGGUGCGUUCACGUCCGAGGAUAGACAGCUGGUGUGUACGGCCGAUAUGUGCAGUCCGGGACACAGGAAAGAACUCCAGAACACCGAGACGUAUCUCCGCCAUGUGACCUCCUUCUACAUCACACUGCUGGCCGUUCAGAAACCACUCGAGCGUUUACUGAAACAUGACAUUUUUCAGGAGGUGAUCAGUCUGCAUCUGGCGCGGGACGUGUACUAUAGUCACACUGAUAACGGACUGGAGCCAGGUCCGUAUCAAAACACGCAGUUAUUACUACCUGGGGACGAGGACGAAGAACUAACCGUUGGAUCGCUUGCUAAACUGGAAAUUCUCGAUUUAUCGCUGAAUCGGUUCACGGAGAUGCCUUGGGACCUCCCCUGCAUAGCUCCCCACCUCAGCAAGCUGGACAUGCAUGGCAACACUCUCUAUGACAUGGAUAUUGUACAUAGUUUGCCUCUGGGCAUACAUUCUGUGCUCCUGGCCCGUAAUAACCUUGUGGCUUUGGACAAGCAUCGCUCCGUGUCGCUGCCAUGCGGGGAUCCACUGCGAUUAUUGACCCUACCAGAACAGAACUUUGGCAACCGUUUUUGUCGUCACUGUCGCCAUGAAGUACUGGAAAAUCUCACCAACUUAUCACUGGAUCAUAACCAACUGUCUAAUCUGCCAGUUGUGGACAUUGUCGAUGAGAGCACUCAAGAUCCUGAGCUACAAGUAGCCUUUGAUAUGGGCACUGUCAACUACCUGGUCUACUAUCCCAACCUUUCCAUACUGUCUUUGGAGAAGAACUUGUUCACGAAAGUGCCCGCCCAACUGCACCACCUCACACACUUAUCGUCCCUCUCUCUCUCCUAUAACAACAUUCACGAGUUACCACCAGAGCUGGGCCUCAUCAACCCUCAACAGUUGCUACUGCUCAAGAUGGAGGGUCUCUUCCUCAAGAACAUCCCGGAGAACCUACUCAAUCGUCCCACACCCAAACACCUUCUCAGCUAUCUCAAAGCUCUGUUGCAAAAAUCACGUCCGUACCGGCGUAUCAAGCUAAUGGUUGUGGGUGCGGCCAACAAAGGCAAGACCUCGCUACUACUCAACCUCACCAAGAAAGGACGCAUCAAUCGCUGCAAAGACGUCGCCAUGAGUUUCAACAAUGUUCCCUUGGCAACGGUUGGAGUGGAGCUCGGAGAUUGGGAGUAUAGUCCAAACGCUAAGACUCCAAAGGUGACCUUUAUGACCUGGGACUUUGGAGGUCAGGCGGAGUACUACGCCACGCAUCAGUGUUUCCUUACCAAACGCUCACUCUACAUUCUGGUGUGGGAUGUGACGGAUGGAGAGCAAGGACUACGAGACCUGCGUCCAUGGCUGGAGAAUAUCGAAGGGCGUGCUCCAGAGUCCCCCGUGUUUAUACUGGCUACUCACGCUGACAAAUUGCCUCAGGACUCUAAGAAGGAUUGUCUGGAACGCCUCAAGGCACGCUUCCGAGAGCUGUACAUUGACUAUCCCAACUCACGCUUCAUGUACCCACGAGUACACCGCCAUUGCUUCUUCGUGAACUGCUUUGACAACAAGCACAUGGACAAUCUGAGGGAGAUCAUCUACGACUUUGUCACCAAGUACAAGGCUCCAGCACCCAAACACUUGAUGAGUGAGAUGGACCCACUACUGGAGCAGCUCAUCCCAGCCUCGUAUCUAGUGCUAGAGGACAUUGUACGCUCUCUGGCUGAGCAGUGCAAGAAGCAAGCCAGACAACCCAUCUUCACCAAGCAGGAGUUCAUCUCAGCGGUGAAGGAUCACGAGGCUGGUUACUAUGAGAAGCUGGGAGAGCUAGAUCAGGCGACACAUUUCCUUCAUGACAACGGCCUCCUCCUUCACUACGAGGACAGCAGUCUCCUCAGUGACCUCUACUUUGUGGACCCUCAAUGGCUGUGUUCCAUGCUUGCUAAGGUCAUCACUGUACAAGAGAAAAACCCGUUUCAGAAAAAUGGGUUCAUGUCAGUGGAUGACCUUUACAAGAUCUUCCCUACGUUUGUGCAGCAGUUUGUCACGCUCAUGCAACGCUUCGAGGUAGUACUACUGCUAGACAGCCGGAGGAUGCUCAUCCCAUCACUCCUACCCACACUGGAGGCAGACUCCAUCAUCGUCUUUAUACGCUCCGUUAGUCACUCACUAUUGGACAAGAGGCUCACGCGAUCAACCUCGACAGAGAGUAAAGAAGACCACACCCCAUUAUCACAGGAGGUCCCUCACGCCCCCAUCUGUCAGACACCCUAUCCCAUAGUCUCCCGUUACUACGUCCUCUCAUUUGUGCCUCAGGGGUUCUUUACACGUGUAAUAGCAAGGCUCAUGAGUAAGGAUAUUAUGGACCACCUCCACGACUCCUUGUUACGAAGCCGACUGGAGGAGAAUCAUCUUUUGAACGCUCCGCACUGGCGCUGUUGGAGGGACGGUAUCAGCAUCAUCUGGAACCAUAUGGAGAUAUUCCGUAUAGCACCCGUCAACUACCCCCUAGUGAGCAUGCAUAAGACUGUGUUGCUAAGCAACAGCGGAGGACAGGAGGUACAAACGCUCAAUGGUGUUGAGAUCAAGGUAGCGAUAUUACCCGAGGAAUCAGUCAAUACCUGCAGCAUGGUGCCCAACGUUGAUAUGGGCCAAGAGUGCUCCAAAGGUCGAUGCAUUGCGACCUGGUUGUUGCAUCAAGCCGUCACUGUUAUAGACUCAGUAUUUGAGGACUGGUACGAAGCAUUCUCCAAGAAGAAAGGAUUUGAAUUGUCGACCAUUAACAGCGGUAGUCCCUGUACGGUGUGCUAUAGAGCCGUACAAACUGCCGAAGUCAUGGCAACGACCACGGCACUUCAGAGACGUCACUCUACGUUCUCUGCCUCAUAUGAUGUCAUCAAUCGCUGGUCAGUGGGUGAGAGGACUCUGUACUUAUUCUCGAGCAUGUACUGUUCCCUCGCGCUGGAGGAGGGGGUGUGUCUACGCUGUCCCGCCCACGGGGACAUAAAGGUUGCAGAAGUCGCACCAGAUCUGGUGUUUAGUGACUUUCCGUCCUACAAAGUAUUCCCAGAUCCCUCCGUUGUGGUCGUAAAGAAGGAGUUAGGAGGCGGCGGCUUCGGCACUGUCUUCAAGGCCACCCUCAAACAGAGCUGUGGGCUGAUGAAUGUUGCAGUGAAGCAGUUCCACUCGGAUAUGAUGUACAUUGAGCAAGACGAGAAAGCAAUGGCGGAGCUAAAGGCGUGGGACAUUUACCAGAAGGCCAGCCAAGAAGCUCGAGUGAUGCUCCCCCUCUGCCACCCCCACAUCCUGGGACUAAUCGGCCUAACCUUUCAGCCGUUGAGACUACUAGUAGAACUGGCACCAAUGGGUGAUCUAAAAGGCUGUGUCAAGCCGUUUCAGAAAGCACGAAUUCGACUGAGCAGAACCACCCUCAAACACACGCUUGUUCAGACUGCUGAGGCACUGCAAUAUCUCCACUCCAAGAGCUUUAUCUAUCGUGAUCUAAAGCCUGACAAUGUGUUGGUGUGGAAGUACCCUACUCCUGAGACACAGUGGAGCAGUGGAGUGUGCGUGUUCGUCAAGGUGGCUGAUUAUGGUAUCAGCAAAGAGGUCACCCCUCAGGGCAUUCGAGGCGUAGAGGGGACCAAGCCGUACCUUGCACCAGAGGUGCUGCUGAAUGGCGGUAAAGAGGCCUACUCGCAACAAAUGGACAUCUACGCCUUUGGCAUGUUCAUAUACUACCUGUCGUCCUUUAUGACCCCCUUUGAGAAUGAUACCCGACCAAUCACAGCCCUGCUAGAGGAGGGACGGAGACCUGAGCUACCAUCCAAGCUUCACCCCCGCUCACUCCAGAUGUUUGAGCUGAUGUGUUGGUGCUGGAGCGAUCUUCCUCAACACCGACCGACGUUUGACCAGAUCUUAGACACGCUCAAGACCGACACCUUCACGUCCCUCCUAGCGGCUACCUCCCUCACCAAAGAUGGAGAUGAGGUCACGGCUGCCAGCAUUCACAGUACAUAUGCAAGACGCUCCUCCAUCACGUCCUUUCAGAGCAGAAGUGUCACAAGCAUGUUUGCUAGUAAUAAUGGAGUGGACUUCUCCUUGACGCACACUGAUGCCUUAAGCCUCAUAGUCGGUGGUCCGGGGGAGGAGCUCACCACACAAGUGUGGUAUGGCACUGACAGGGGCAAUGUUGGAGUCAUCCAGUUCCAGAGAGGAGGAGUCAUCAAAGACGAUGUGGAACUUCCUACCAAGCGUAAAAAGUAUAUCCUCAACGUGAGUGUGGUCAACAAAAACGUAUGGAUAUGUACUGCGGGGGCAGGGCUCUGGGUCUACAACACUACCUCCAGACAACCCAUUGCCAGCUGGGGAGAGCAAGAGAAGCAACAGAUAUACACGCUCCUGAACGUUGCUGACACCUCCACUAUCCUCGCACUUACACACAAGGGAAUGUACACGUUUGACUCGGACCUUGGACCCUCCUCCGCUGACUACGGUAUCUUGUACCCUACUCGGAGUAUACCCAUAAGUGGUAGAGAACUAAAUGAAGGAAUCGUUAUUCCCUCAGGGGCCAAUCUGACUGAGACAGAAGUGUGGGUGUGUUCCCAGACUGUACUGGGUUUCUAUAUUCUCGAGUCGAACAAUUUUAGUAUUGUGAGUGAGAUCAAGCCGCCCACUCAGGAGGGGGUGGGUCACAAAGUACGUCACAUGACCACGAGUGUGCUGAGUGGGCGUAGAGUACUCCUGGUGGCGGACAGACACACUGUCCUCUACUGGGACGUGGCUGAUAGAGAGAGACAACAAGAGAAGGACUUCGAUUGCUCUGUAGCUUGCAAGCCCAUAUAUGGAGACGUUAAUUCUCGAACCAGUCGUGUGACGUCUCUCCUCUCUGGUGGUGACUUCCUGUACGUAGGAACAAGGGGCGGGGUCAUCCUUGUCCUAGACUCUCUUACCAUGACCCUCCACAAGUUACUACAUGCUUACUCCAAACCUGUACGCUCCCUGUUACUGGCUCAACCCAACAGUGAUGACUCUCAGUCUGUUUUCAGACGUCUAUUCUCACUGAAAGAUGUGAGGCAACUCUCUCGUCUGAGUAGCAAAUCCUUGAGCAGCAGUUCCUCGCUGCAAUCUACUGACUCUGCCCCCUCUAAUAGAGCCGUGCUCGUGAGUCUGGGGAUGGGCUACAGAAGUGUGAUUGGUGACGCUGAUAAUCAUCACUCGGUGUUCCUCAUGCCUAGCGACGGCUCCAAGACUAACAACAAACUGGCUAAGAUACCCACACAGCACGGACAUUUGUUGCUGUGGUCGGCAGAGACCACUCGUACAACUGGAUUGACCAAUGGGACGCAAGGAUGUGGCGAUGAAGGGGGUGGGGCUACAUUGCCCGGCUUGUGCGAGGAAGCAGAGGAACUAAGCGAUGAACUAUUUGAGAGUGGUGAUUGAUUGAAUCUGUGUGUACUUUUAAUUUGCUGUUGAAAAUCAUUAAUUUUAUAUCUUUUCUAUAAUUAUCGUUUUCCCUUGAAAAAUGUUAAUCACAAAUUACAAUAGUUACUAUA